Messenger RNA from Mesoplodon densirostris (Blainville's beaked whale), 3132 nucleotides. RefSeq names its product ATPase sarcoplasmic/endoplasmic reticulum Ca2+ transporting 3 (gene ATP2A3). NCBI's taxonomy places the organism in Eukaryota, Metazoa, Chordata, Mammalia, Artiodactyla, Ziphiidae. Gene Ontology annotation, molecular function: ATP hydrolysis activity; ATP binding; P-type calcium transporter activity. The transcript is spliced from 21 exons. The record is from RefSeq and is a predicted model, not a curated record. Gene Ontology annotation, cellular component: membrane. Gene Ontology annotation, biological process: calcium ion transmembrane transport; intracellular calcium ion homeostasis. Bases 1 to 3132 code for a protein of 1043 amino acids.
AUGGAGGAGGCGGAGGCGCACCUGCUCCCGGCCGCCGACGUGCUGCGCCGCUUCUCGGUGACUGCCGAGGGCGGCCUGAGCCCGGAGCAGGUGACCGGCGCGCGGGAGCGCUACGGCCCUAACGGUGAGAGCGCGGGCCACGCGGGGGCAGCCGGGGCCGCGUGCGCCGCGGUCUCCGUAUCGCCCCCGGCACCGCGGCUGCGGAGCGAGCUCCCAACCGAGGAAGGGAAGUCCCUGUGGGAGCUGGUGCUGGAGCAGUUUGAGGACCUCCUGGUGCGCAUCCUGCUGCUGGCGGCCCUGGUCUCCUUCGUCCUGGCCUGGUUCGAGGAGGGUGAGGAGACCACAACUGCCUUCGUGGAGCCCCUGGUCAUCAUGCUGAUCCUUGUGGCCAAUGCGAUCGUGGGCGUGUGGCAGGAACGCAAUGCUGAGAGUGCCAUUGAGGCCCUGAAGGAGUAUGAGCCUGAGAUGGGCAAGGUGAUCCGCUCGGACCGCAAGGGCGUGCAGCGGAUCCGCGCCCGGGACAUCGUCCCCGGAGACAUCGUGGAAGUGGCAGUGGGAGACAAAGUGCCCGCUGACCUCCGUCUCAUCGAGAUCAAGUCUACCACGCUGAGAGUGGACCAAUCCAUCCUGACCGGUGAAUCUGUGUCUGUGACCAAGCACACGGAUGCCAUCCCAGACCCCAGAGCUGUGAACCAGGACAAGAAGAACAUGCUGUUUUCUGGCACCAACAUCGCAUCGGGCAAGGCGGUGGGUGUGGCAGUGGCCACGGGCUUGCACACGGAGCUGGGUAAGAUCCGGAGUCAGAUGGCGGCCAUGGCCCCAGAGCGGACGCCCCUGCAGCAGAAGCUGGAUGAGUUUGGGCAGCAGCUGUCUCGCGCCAUCUCUGUGAUCUGCAUGGCCGUGUGGGUCAUUAACAUCGGUCACUUUGCUGAUCCGGCCCACGGCGGCUCUUGGCUCCGAGGUGCUGUCUACUACUUCAAGAUUGCCGUGGCCCUGGCGGUGGCCGCCAUCCCUGAAGGCCUCCCGGCUGUCAUCACUACAUGCUUGGCACUGGGCACACGGCGCAUGGCCCGCAAGAACGCCAUCGUGCGGAGUCUGCCCUCCGUGGAGACCCUGGGCUGCACCUCGGUCAUCUGCUCUGAUAAGACGGGCACACUCACCACCAAUCAGAUGUCGGUCUGCCGGAUGUUCGUGGUAGCCGAGGCCGAAGCGGGUACCUGCAGUUUGCACGAGUUCACCAUCUCGGGCACCACGUAUGCCCCGGAGGGCGAAGUGCGGCUGGGGGGGUGGCCUGUGUGCUGCGGGCAGUUUGACGCGCUGGCGGAGCUGGCGACCAUCUGCGCCCUGUGCAAUGACUCAGCGCUGGACUACAACGAGGCGAAGGGCGUGUAUGAGAAGGUGGGAGAGGCCACGGAGACGGCCCUGACUUGCCUCGUCGAGAAGAUGAAUGUUUUUGACACGGACCUGCAGGCCCUGUCCCGGGUGGAGCGAGCUGGGGCCUGCAACACGGUCAUCAAGCAGCUGUUGCAGAAGGAGUUCACCCUGGAGUUCUCCCGAGACCGGAAGUCCAUGUCGGUGUACUGCACGCCCACCCGCCCUGGCCUGGCGGCCCAGGGCAGCAAGAUGUUUGUGAAGGGGGCACCUGAGAGUGUGAUCGAGCGCUGCAGCUCAGUCCGCGUGGGGAGCCGCACGGUAUCCCUGAACACCACCUCCAGGGAGCAGAUCCUAGCCAAGAUCCGGGACUGGGGCUCAGGCUCGGACACACUGCGCUGCCUGGCACUGGCCACCCGGGAUACGCCCCCGAGGAAGGAGGACAUGCAACUAGACGACUGCAGCAAGUUUGUGCAGUACGAGACGGACCUGACUUUCGUGGGCUGCGUGGGCAUGCUGGACCCUCCGAGGCCCGAGGUGGCUGCCUGCAUCUCACGCUGCCACCAGGCGGGCAUCCGUGUGGUCAUGAUCACGGGGGACAACAAAGGCACGGCUGUGGCCAUCUGCCGCCGGCUUGGCAUCUUCAAGGACACGGAGGACGUGGCGGGCAAGGCCUACACGGGCCGAGAAUUUGAUGACCUCAGCCCCGAGCAGCAACGCCACGCCUGCCGCACGGCCCGCUGCUUUGCCCGGGUGGAGCCCGCCCACAAGUCCCGCAUCGUGGAGAACCUGCAGUCCUUCAACGAGAUCACCGCCAUGACUGGAGACGGGGUGAAUGAUGCCCCAGCCCUGAAGAAAGCGGAGAUCGGCAUCGCCAUGGGCUCCGGCACAGCCGUGGCCAAGUCAGCGGCAGACAUGGUACUGUCAGAUGACAACUUUGCCUCCAUCGUGGCUGCAGUGGAGGAGGGCCGGGCCAUCUACAGCAACAUGAAGCAAUUCAUCCGCUAUCUCAUCUCCUCCAACGUUGGCGAGGUCGUCUGCAUCUUCGUCACAGCAAUUCUGGGCCUGCCCGAAGCCCUGAUCCCUGUGCAGCUUCUCUGGGUGAACCUGGUGACGGAUGGCCUACCUGCCACGGCCCUGGGCUUCAACCCACCAGACCUGGAUAUUAUGGAGAAGCGGCCCCGGAACCCUCGGGAGGCCCUCAUCAGUGGCUGGCUCUUCUUCCGAUAUCUGGCUAUUGGUGUGUACGUUGGCCUGGCCACAGUGGCUGCUGCCACCUGGUGGUUCCUGUAUGAUGCCGAGGGACCUCAGGUCACCUUCUACCAGCUGAGGAACUUCCUGAAGUGCUCAGAGGACAACCUGCUCUUUGCCGGCACUGAAUGCGAGGUCUUUGAGUCACGCUUCCCCACGACUAUGGCCUUGUCUGUGCUGGUGACCAUUGAGAUGUGCAACGCCCUUACCAGCGUCUCGGAGAACCAGUCACUGCUGCGGAUGCCGCCCUGGCUGAACCCCUGGCUGCUGGCGGCUGUGGCCAUGUCCAUGGCCCUGCACUUCCUCAUCCUGCUUGUGCCGCCCCUGCCUCUCAUCUUCCAAGUGACCCCACUGAGUGGGCACCAGUGGGUCGUGGUGCUCCAGAUAUCUCUGCCUGUCAUCCUGCUCGAUGAGGCCUUCAAGUACCUGUCCCGGAAGCACGUGGAUGGGGCCAGGGCGGCCGAUCAGCCCCCAUCUCCCAUGCUGGCCAGCCCUCCCAGGCACUGCUAA